Molecule: messenger RNA, 2407 nt
Organism: Brassica oleracea var. oleracea
Lineage: Eukaryota; Viridiplantae; Streptophyta; Magnoliopsida; Brassicales; Brassicaceae
Product: ankyrin repeat protein SKIP35
Exons: 4
Coding region: 324-2138 (604 amino acids)
Source: RefSeq, a predicted model, not a curated record
UAUAAUUCGUGUAAUAAAAAAACAAGAACCCGAUGCACACAAGAGGGGGUUCUUCUCAGCCUCUCUUUCUCUCUCUCUCUCUAAUGGAACAAAUCUUGUCCAGGGCUUCUUGUUGAUUUCGUAUGCCAUGGUCAAGACUCGGUGAUGGUUUUGGUUCUGUAGAUUUCGAACGUUUUGCUAUCUUGAUAUUUUGGAGAAAUCUGGAAGAGCAUAUAAAAGCUGAGACCUUUUUGUUCUUGUGUCUGGUUCACAGAUGAAGAGAAGUUUUGUUUGGUUCUUCAUGUGUGUGAACUUGUGAAUAAUACAUCUCGAGAAGAAAAAGAAUGGAGAAAGAAGCAGUGUUUGAUGAUAUCAAGUUAAGUGAGGAUGAGAUAUACUACCCUGAUGAGCCUUACUGCUCUGAGAAGAACGAAGAAGGCGAGGGCGGGAGUAAUGUAGUUUUUUCAAGAGAGGCGCCUCUGAUAGGAAAGGAUCCAGCUGGGACUAGUCCAGGCGAAUGCUGUGGCUGUAGCGCAAAGAAACUAAACUUCAAAGCCAGCGAGGAUCUCAUCGACAAGGAAAAUAAUUCUCAGCAGAAAAAGCUUAGUAGACAGGAAAGAAUCGAACUGGGGCGAGUCUUCCAAGGCGCUGUGACCUCAAUGGACUGGGAACGUGCAGAGAGGUUGAUUCAGUUAGCUGAUCCGCUGACUUUGAAUGAUUUUCUGUGCGUUGGUCUAGAUUCUGUUUGGUUCUUGACUACAAAGCAAGAGUUUCAGGGGAUUACCGGAUUGAUUAAGAAGAUCGUAUGUCAUGGUGCUCAUGACUUUACAAGAGCUACUCUUAGGACUUCGUUUCUAGCUUCAUGUGUCUCUGCUUGCCAUAGCCGGACGAUGAGUCUUGCUGAUAGUGUUACUGUAAUGGCUCAAAGGUUGCAGGAGCGUCUCCAAGAGUGUAACGGGGACGAGAUCCUGAAAGCAGAAGCUGGUGCAAAAGUUCAGAAGUUCACUGAAUGGGCUCUCAAAUGUAUAGGUUUCCACUCCAGAUGCCAAAGAGCAAGGGAUAGAGUUAGCCAUAGUUCACCUACUGAGAUUGAACUACAGCUUUCUGCUUUCAAGAUGUUUCUAGAACUAGCAGGGAACCAUCUCUCAGGAAGAGAUUUCACUGAGGCCUUCGAUGCAGCUUGUUUCCCUCUCACUUUGUUUUCCAACUCGUUUGAUCCUGGUUGGGCGUCUGGAAUAUCAUCUACCGUCAUACAAGGACUCCUCGGUAUGCUUGUUGAAGGUGGUGCAGAUAACGUGAAUCAAUGUUUCCUUGAAGCUUCACGUUUUGGUAGUACAGAACUUGUCCGCGUCUUGUUGCAUAUUGCUCAAAGGAACAGCUUAGAUGUGGAUGUGGACUUAGCUCUUGGUUUCGCCUCGCAUUACUGUAAACUCGGGACAAUGAAGUGUUUAGUGGAAGAAGGCAACGCCAUUGCCUUCUUAGGUCCUCUGAUGAGAGCGGCAGAGAGAGGCUGUAUGCAAGUUGUUCAGUGGUUUGUGAAAAGAGGUUGUCGCGACAUGGAGCUUUGUCUUGCUCUAACAGCCGCCACUUCGAGUAGCCAAGUAGAGGUCGCUGCUUAUCUCCUCCCUUUUGUUCCGUCACCUGUCUUAACAGCUCUAAGCAUCGAAAUCCUCAAAGCGGCUGGAGAAAGAAGCGGAGGGUCUCUCCAAGGAGUGGAGUUUCUCCUCAAAUCAGACUUCUUGGGAGAUCCAACGGCUACAUACUCAGUUGCAGACAGCAUAGCGAGGUCGUCAGAUGAUGAAUCCGUUCCUUCUGAUCUGAAGUCGUUUCUCAGAGAGCAUUGGUCGGAAUCAGCUUUUGAGAAAGGAAUGAGAGAGAGCCAUGAGGACUUCAUGAAUUUUAUGAGGGUGUUGAAGAGAGGAGAAUGUGCUAUCUCGUUAAGAGACCUUCCUGCGCCGCUAAGAGUAGCGAUUGCAUACAUGCCGCUGUAUAGAGAGUGUGUGAAUGCGGGUGGGCGGUUGCUGUCUCAGAGGCUGAGAGGACAGCUCGUUGAAGCUGUGAGACAGCUCCAAGGAUGUGAUGUUCCUGUUGUGGAAGUAGGCGAGACUCCUCGCCUUAUGGCGGUUUUGGAGCAUCACCUUACUGCUAUUUUCUGUUAAACCAUGAAAGAAGCAAGGAGACAGAGUUAACACAAGCCUCUCAGCAAAAUGGAUCUGCUUUGGACACAUUUACUAUGGAUAGUUGGAAAAAAUAAGAAUGGAGAGAAAUAAAAGAGUGUGAAUUGAGGAAUGGGGUUUGAUAUGAUGCAUGUUUUUUGUAUAUUUUUGUUCUUCCUAUAUAUAUUUCAUAACUUGAUGUAAUUUCUAACUUACGUUUGUAUCAUGAGAUCGUAUUAAUUUGAUGUUAUGGGCAUUCUCAGUUAUAAUCA